AUGCUCUGCGCGAUCGUUAAUGAAAUGGUGCCCAGCGAACGAGCGCCGAGAGGACGGCCGCCCAAGGGCCACGUCUGGAAAGACGGAAAUUUCGUCCACGCGGAGAGCCUGCGCGUCUUUGCGAGGGAAGACCACGAGGCUGCGCUAAAGGACAUCUGGCGCCAAGGACGUAAGGACAAGUACGCCGCGAACGUAAACGGGCGCUGCCUGGACUGCGGUGCCGCGGCGCAGCCAGCAACGGAGGCGGCAGACUUGGCCGGGCAGCGAGCCGCGCCGUCGGCAAUCGCGUCGACGCCCAGCAGCAUCGCAGAAAUGCAGGCUAUGCCCGCGGAGGCCAGCCUUGCGGGCGCCUUUCCACGUAACGCAGAGGUGCAGCCCCAUGCCAGCACAAUUGCAAGGAACGACCAGGCCGGGGCAACCAUCGUUGGGCGGGAGACUCGCUUCCUUGAUGUCGCAGCGGCGGGAGUUGUGCUCCGGGCCGCAGAUGGGACGAUAUUGGUCGGUUGGGAUCCGAUCAAGCAGAAGUGGUCGCUGCCUGGUGGAAAGCGCGAACAUGGGGAGUCAGUUCGCGCCUGCGCAACGCGGGAACUCUAUGAGGAGACGCAACUGCGUGCUCAUGAUCUCCAGAUCGACUGGUCCAACCCCGAGUACAUCCUUCCGGCCAAGUACGUCUACUUUCAGGGGCACCUUGGCAGCAACCAGCCGUCGGCAACAACGACAUUCGCAGAAUAUAGGCAUAUGCAUCUACAAGAGCCUCCCUCAAACUGCGCAUUCUGCCUUGAGAAGGCAGUCAGCGGCCUCCGAGCCAAGCACAGGCCACGCCCGGCGGGUCUGCUAGAGGGCCUCGAGGAGCCGCGCGGGCGGGUUCGAGACCCUGCCGAGGCGCCGUUGCAGCGCAGCGCGCGCGCGACUACCGAACAGGACGGCGCCGCGGACGUCACCGUAAAGCAACCGCCAGCCAAAAGACGAAAAGCGGGCACUGGCUCGAGCACAGAGGCCGGGGCGGAUCCCGCACCCCGGGAACCGCCCGCCACCGAAGGAACAUACCAUGUUCGGGUGCCAGCGGCAACUUCCAACACGGGAGCUGCGCCCAGCGAAGCAGCGAGAGAGGGCGCGGGAGCAAUCGUCGAACAGUGGUCCGGGCGCAAGAGAAUCAGGAGCGGCGCCUCCCGCGCGGCGCCCGCUGCAGAGAGCGGUGGCGGGCCGACCGCCACGAGCAACCGUGGCGACGCAGAGGCGCCCCUGGCCGCACUCAAGGACAUGAAUUUCUACGACACGCUGGGCGUGCAGCCCAGCGCCACCAACGCUGAGAUCCGACGCGCUUUCAGAGGAAUCGCCCUCAAGCACCAUCCAGACAAGGGUGGCGAUCCGCAGAUCUACCUCUAUCUCAGCAAGGUGCGCGACAUCUUACUCAACAAGGCCAAGAGGGAACAGUGCGACUUCCAUGGUCGCACGCCUUUCGCCGACGCAUUCUCGGCAACUCCGCCCGGUGGGGCUGCGGAGCGAGGCGUCGACGCGCUGCCGGGGCAGCGGGUCAUGUUUGCGCCAGUGAGUUACAUGCUCGAGAAAAUGGCCGGCGACGAAGCAUGGGCGACGCAGCGGUGGGGCCACGACGGCAGUGGGUACCGUUUCGACGUCCUCGCAGCGGUUAUGCUGAAGCGCGUGGAGGCGUCAGGGCCGCCUGCGCGCGCCGACGUUCGGGCGACGCGGGAUGUCUCCCGGCUCGGGCGUGGCGCAAUAGCCCUGGGUAUCCAGGAGAGCCGUCUCGUCAGCGGGCGCCCAUCCGAAGGCGGAGGGCCCGCGUCCCUUCAGCAAGAAAUCGACGCGAAGGUUCCGCGCACCUUGGCUGGCAUGUCCGCGGCGCAGAUGAAGAGCACGUUCCGGGCUGUCGUACUGUUCGGCUGCGUAGAAUUCGACCUUGUCUCAUCCUGGAUGUUCUGCGCCAAGGAACUCGCGGCGACAUUGGGCGUGGUUACCCCCCUGCUACAGCGCGUCGCGGUCGAUGGCCUGACCCCUGAGGGGCAGCCGCUGCACGCGGCUGUGCGCAAGCGCCUCGCCGAAGCCGCUUGCGUAACAGAGAAAGCCCUGAAGGGAGCGCUGCAACGUCUGAUCGGCGGCGGCCACUGGCCGACGAAGAUGCAUCUCCAGGAGAAGGGAGGGCGCUUCACAGACGACCUCGCCCAGCUCGACGAUGAGUUGGAGGAGGUAUGCGCUCGAAACUUCCAGAAUGCCACGUCGCAACAGCGGGCCGCGCUGGCGGACAAGCCCCGGCCCGACAGAAGCUCCUUGGCGCACGCGCUAAUGGAGCUGGAGAGGGUGAAGGUGGACCAGAUGGAGCGGGUCUCGGAGCGCCACGGUGCCCGAUUGGUCGGCCUUCUCGGGGACGCGACCAUCCAUCCGUCGGGCUCGCUGGAAGCGCUCCGGCGGGCGCAGCGGGACCUGGCCGACGCUGGGAUCACCGCCUCGCUGAAGCCGCUGGCGGGCGAUAACCCGGAAGACCUCGUGAAGUUUUUGCACAGCAAGGGCGUCGAGGUCGGCAGGCCGGCGCCCCCCCGUGCCAUGCCCGUGCAUGGCCUGCAGUGGGCCGAGGCGUGGCUCAAGGCGAACUCGCAUGCCUACAGUGGCAACCCUGGUGACGCGCCGCACGGGUCGUACGCCACUAUCGCGGCCGGGCGGUGGGACGUACGCAAGUUGCACGAUGAGGCAUGGGCGACGCUCAACGAAAGCACCAACGUGUGGGAGGUCUCGAGGAACGCCCUCGGACUCGCGGGCGAGAAGACCACAAAGUAUCUGCGAGAGGAGCUGCAGGGUUUCGAGUUCGAGGCCGCUCUGGGCGACGAUGGCAAAUUCAAGCCGCGGCCCCGCCCUAAGCCGUACCCAAGCAACGUGCUCGAGGACGAUCAAUUUCUCAAGCAUGUCGCGUCGCAGAUCAAGGAGAAGACGUGGCCGCCGAUGCAGACGCAUCCGAAGGAGAGUGUAGCGACGGCAUUCGCGAAUGGCCUGUCGGUCGACUGGGAACAGAGCGACCCAUUCAACGCGUACGUCGCAACGCGCAAGGAGUGGAACCUGCUCCGGCACUCCAAGGCUCGCAUUGAGCAGUUCCCGGACUACAUGACGAAGAAAAGGGGUUGCAGCGCCGAAGCGGCGCGCGCGAUCGCCCAGAAAUGGGUCGCCUUCACGGACGUCCUCAUCGGCGAAAAGACCGCGGCGAUGGAACAGCGGCGGGACGUCGUUUUCGAGCAAUUCCGGGCAGGGCUGGAAGAUCUCCUUGAUGAUUACCCUUGCGUGAAGCACAUUUUCUGGGAACCCUUCCUGAACGUCCGCGAUAUGUUCUGUGCCCUGCAGAUCCGAGCAGACGCCUUCAGCGGGAAGCAUCAGAAAGCGAAGCGGAUCACCGGGUUCUGUGAGUUCGGCUGUGCCUCGGCGAAUAAGGGCGGGCGCCGAGACAUGGGCGAGCAGACCUUCGGCACGCACGUACCGCCCGAGCAGAUGGGCUUCGUCUUCAAGAUCACCUCCGCCGAAAUGUGCGCUAAAAGCCAACGCGGUCCCUGGGAGGCGGCCGCCAACGCAGAAGGCUCGCGCUUGGGCUACUCGGACGAAUGGACAAGGUCCACGCGCAUGAACAACGCCACUUUCAAGGCCUUCCAUGCCGGCAACAGCAUUGACUUCGAUCGGAAACAUAAGGGCAAGCGCCAGAUCGACGUCCCACCCCCAGUGAUCUACCUUGCCAACGAGGGGUUCCGAUUCCAGGACCCAGUGGUAGACGGCGAAGACAGGCGCUUGCAGAUACUUACGUGCAAACGCCGCAUCGUGCCCGCGGACCAGUACGACCCGGAGGACCCGUCGCACAUCCUGAAGGAUCCGAGGAUCAAAGCGGAGUCCAAGCAGUGGAUGCACGAGUACGUAUGGGCACUGCUCUGCGUCGCGCGCGGCUGCGACAUCGCUCAGGACGACUUGCCCUUCCCAGCGCCAACGUACUCGAAGGAGUCCAUAGCGGAACUGAUCGAGGCGGCGGGGCCUGCAACGACGGUGAACAACCAGGGCGUGGCCGAGGAUUUCUUGAACAGCUGCUUAGUGCGCUGCCCGCCCUCCGGUGAGCCCACGGCGCGGAGAGAAGUGCUGAGAGCGCUCUGCGCCUUCGCCGCGAAGCCGCCCUACUUCUCCCGCUCCACGAAAGACGCGUUGCAGCGAGCGCUGGAAUUCCUAGUCGAAAACGGAGGCGACGUGACUGUUCAGUUCCCCACGAGGCGAACCGUUUACCCUUAUCUGGCCAGGACUGGAGACGAGAAGGCUUCUAAGAAGUCGCGCAUGCUCCGGUUGCGGCCGGGCUGGGAUUGCAACGAAGCGGUGGCCUGUGGCAUGACUUCGGCGCCUCUGGAGUGA
This is a messenger RNA of Prorocentrum cordatum, 4383 nucleotides long. The record is from the annotation of a GenBank genome assembly. NCBI's taxonomy places the organism in Eukaryota, Dinophyceae, Prorocentrales, Prorocentraceae.